AAAGAAAGAAGGUGGGGACAAGACAACCAAUUUUUAGCAUUCGAGAGUUACGCUGCAUUAACUCGAAAUACUCAUUUGCAGCACACAUUCAGCAGUCCGCAUUUGCACAACCAAAAAAUACUCUACAAUGUCAUUUGUCGCCAAAGUGUUUCUCCGGCUACCAGCUGUGAUACGUAUCGCUACACAUCAAACAUUCAGGAAAACAGUAAGCGCGUUUCCUCGAUGCAUGGUUGGGACCUUUAGACAGAACAGAGGAAUAAACACAUGUUUGAGUUCACUGAGGGCAGAGGAGAAGGUGACCGUUCACAUUAUAAAUCGAGAUGGAAAAAGGCUUUCAGUGAAAGCUUCAACUGGAGACUCAUUACUUGAUGUCGUUGUCAACCAUGAUCUAGAUAUUGAUGGAUUUGGUGCAUGUGAGGGAACUUUGGCCUGCUCUACAUGCCACCUUAUUUUUGACGAGGCAGUUUAUAAGAAGCUUGGAUCAGUUUCUGAUGAAGAAAUGGACAUGCUGGACUUGGCUUAUGGGCUUACAGACACAUCUCGUCUGGGUUGCCAGGUGUGUUUGAGGAAAGAUCUGGAUGGAAUGAUUAUGCGUGUGCCAGAGGCGGUGUCUGACGCUCGAGUGGACGGUGAGAAUGAAUCGUCCUUAGCCUCACCCAAAGCACAACCUAUAAAAUAAUCCCCGGCCCUAUCUCAUACACACUGCAGUUAGGAGAUUUAUUUAAUAGCUCAUAUUUUAAUAUAUAGGAUGUUCAUAGUAAACCUUCCUAAAGUAGACUUUAUAUCUGAAUGUUUUUUGCAUUGCUGCCAAGACAAAUAGUUUUUAUACUUUGUGUGAUUGGAAUUAUUUUUUUAAUUGCACAGAUUCUGCAAUUGUCUGUAUGAAACUAAGAUAUGGGAGCAUCUUGUUUUUUCAAUGCAAAUAUUCUGUAAUUGUGUACCCGAUUUAUUGCAAUAAACAAGGUCUAUAACCAUC
Messenger RNA from Myxocyprinus asiaticus (Chinese sucker), 976 nucleotides. Its product is annotated as adrenodoxin-like. Gene Ontology annotation, molecular function: 2 iron, 2 sulfur cluster binding. Gene Ontology annotation, cellular component: mitochondrion. The transcript has 4 exons. The record is from RefSeq and is a predicted model, not a curated record. The coding region runs from base 128 to 679 and encodes 183 amino acids. Lineage: Eukaryota; Metazoa; Chordata; Actinopteri; Cypriniformes; Catostomidae. Gene Ontology annotation, biological process: positive regulation of oxidoreductase activity; P450-containing electron transport chain.